AUGUCAACCCCUCUAGAUUCCCCCAUUGAUCCUUCAGGGCUGUGGCCUCCCAAGCUUCCACAGGUUGUCUCAUAUGACAAGGAGGACUCUAUCGCAGUAUCAUCUAAUGGUGAGCAUGGGUCCAUGGCCGAUGAAUUCUACGGUGUCAAAAGUGACGAAGAUAUCAGCGAAGGUGUUGACAAUGACACCGACGACGCCAACGACAACAGCGACGAUGGCAAAGACGAUGACAGCGAUGAUAGUGACGACGGCGAAGACAAUUACAAUGACGUCAGUGAUGACGGUGAAGAUGGCAACAGCGAUGACAACGAACCACCUAGCAAGAUCCAUCAUGUGGACAACUCGAGUGAGGAUGGUGGAGGUCCUGGCGACGACGACACCGCGUAA
Setaria italica (foxtail millet) is the source of this 387-nucleotide messenger RNA. Its product is annotated as acidic repeat-containing protein-like. The transcript has a single exon. The record is from RefSeq and is a predicted model, not a curated record. NCBI's taxonomy places the organism in Eukaryota, Viridiplantae, Streptophyta, Magnoliopsida, Poales, Poaceae. The coding region runs from base 1 to 387 and encodes 128 amino acids.